This is a messenger RNA of Ostrea edulis (European flat oyster), 1767 nucleotides long. RefSeq lists its product as uncharacterized. Lineage: Eukaryota; Metazoa; Mollusca; Bivalvia; Ostreida; Ostreidae. Gene Ontology annotation, cellular component: cell-cell junction. Gene Ontology annotation, biological process: cell-cell adhesion. Bases 101 to 1120 code for a protein of 339 amino acids. Gene Ontology annotation, molecular function: cell adhesion molecule binding. The record is from RefSeq and is a predicted model, not a curated record. The transcript is spliced from 7 exons.
GUCAUUACAUCCGUCACGCUACCUAUUCAAAGGAUAAAAAACCAAACAACAACAAACAAAACCAAGUUUUAAAUUUAAGAACGCCGUCAAGGAAUUGAUCAUGGUCAUGCAUUUUAAAGAUGUUUGUCAGAUUAUCAUCGUGUUUGCUAUUGUUUUUAAAGUUGUAGAAUCUACAUGUAGUGAAUGUGAGACGAUAGUAACUGAAGUCGGCAAAAUGUUACAGUUGGACUGCGGUGAAGAGGAAAAUGAGCUCUAUAUCUGGAAGAAAGAUGGGGAGAUUGUGCUUCUUGAGAACAACGAAUUAGCAAUUAGGGAUGCCUCGGACGCAGGACUGUAUGAAUGCUGCAUGUAUAAUGCAGGGAACUUUACGUCGUUAAAGAAUUAUACGAUUAAGGUCAAACAUAUGGUAUCAGAUGUCAUCUCUACUGGUGCAGAGUGCGGUGGUGACGGGAAUACCACAUGUGUAUCUAUCAAGGAGAAUGAUGACGCAAUAUUAUGGUGCAAUGCCACUAAUGGAUACCCACCUGCUACGGUGGACUGGUAUAUACCCGUGGAGGAGAACAGAGAUAUUGAUAUCGGCAUAUCUGGGGCGCUGGUUAUUAAAAACAUUGCCUACCACUGUGAUUCGGUAUUUGUUUGUAAAGUGGGCAACUCUCUGAAUGGAAACAACAAAGUACAGAAAACUAUCAAAGUACUUGUAGGACGCGAGCCAGAGGUUCUUAUCAAAAUCAGUAAAAAUGACGGAAUACCGAUAAUAAAAAACGCCAUUUCAGUUUGCAGCAACGAAAAGAUUCGGAUAAUUUGCUCAGUUAAUACGUUUCCACCACCUGACGAAAUAAAAUGGAUUAUACACAAUAAGAACAGCACAUUCUGGAUUUCCACUAAUAGUGGUGGACAUUUCAAUUCAUCGGAAGAGAAUUCCUGUAGAGCAAGCAUUGAUAAUAUAAGAUUUGAAUCCCAAAAAGAUUCUGAAAAGCAAUCCUUUCGAAAUGCCACCAUUUGGUGGCAAAAUAUUACCUUGCGUUGUGUGGUAGGGAACUUUACUUGUGAAGCCUCUAACAAGUACGGGAAGGGGACUGAGACUUACAAAGUAAUUGAAGGCAACUGUUCAGGCCAAUAGAAGGAGAGAAAAAGGGCGAUGGUGUUUCUUGUUGUGAUGGAGCCUAACACCCCCUUCUGAUCAUAUUGUUCAACAAAAAUUAAGACAAAUAAAGCAGUAAUAUGCGUAAAACAUGUACCGUUUUAAGAUGUAAAAUUACGAUGAAUGAAUACUUGGUGAAAUACUGAAUAAUGGAUGUGAUAUGCAUACGUAAGGUAAAUUUAUGGAAAAUAAUUUAUGGAUUCGAACCCGCGCCGACCAGAGGUGAGAGGCCGUACGAUUUUGAGCUCGAUGGUCUAACCACUCGGCCACGGAGGCUCUUUUACAUACAGUAUAGGAAGAUAAAUUCAAGAUAUAGGGUUCACAGCGAGUGUGACCAGUCGACAGGGAAUGUCUACUCCUGUGCAUUUGAUUCUACCUCUAUGUCUAGGGCUCCGUGUUUGUCCAACUUCUGAUAAAGUAUUCUUUAUAAGAGUUAUGGGAUUGAUCACUGUUUGUUAUAUUUCUAUCCAGAGUAAGGAAAAAGAAAUGUUCUCGUGUUGCAAAGUCAAGGAUCUUAGUUCUGAUCAAUUUUCCUAAAAAUCCAUUAUGAAGUUUAUCUCACAUAUAUAUGCCCAUACCUUUACUGUCAUUUAUUCAUUUUUAAUAAAUGUCGUGAUACAAACACC